Penicillium malachiteum is the source of this 1551-nucleotide messenger RNA. Its product is annotated as putative MFS hexose transporter. The coding region runs from base 1 to 1551 and encodes 516 amino acids. Gene Ontology annotation, biological process: carbohydrate transport; transmembrane transport. The transcript has 2 exons. NCBI's taxonomy places the organism in Eukaryota, Fungi, Ascomycota, Eurotiomycetes, Eurotiales, Aspergillaceae. Gene Ontology annotation, cellular component: membrane. Gene Ontology annotation, molecular function: carbohydrate:proton symporter activity. The record is from RefSeq and is a predicted model, not a curated record.
AUGGCUCCUGCCGCUGCCCAUGCCGCGGAGGCCAUCGUAUCAUCCAUUGACGUGGACUCGAUGCCACCAUUCUGGCGUCGAAAGAAUGGUAUCCUACUCUACUUCCUUCUCACUUCGUCUUUGCUGGCGAGUGCGGCACUUGGAAUCGAUGGUUCUAUGACGAACGGAAUGCAAGUUCUGACAUCCUGGCAAGACCGUUUUGGUAAUCCUACAGGUGCAAAGCUUGGAUUCUUUGGUGCUGCCAAUUCGAUCGGUGGUGUCAUCCCAUUCAUAUUUCUGAGUUGGAUCAGCGAUAAAUCCAGUCGCCGUUUACCCACUGCCCUUGGAUCUGUCGUUGUGAUCACUGGAGUCAUCAUUGAGUUCUUUGCAACCUCCCUGAAUAUGUAUGUUGGUGGGAAAAUCGUCCUUGGCGUGGGUUCUUCACUUAUUCAGAUGGGAGCCCCAGUCUUGGUGACGGAGCUGUCACACCCCAAAGAACGUGUCCAGGUCACCACAUUCUACAACACCUCCAUCGUUCUGGGGUACGUUAUCGGUGCUUGGGCAACCUUCGGGUGCUAUAGAAUCGAUAGUCAGUGGUCUUGGAGACUUCCGACUCUGAUUCAGAUCAUCCCUUCGGCAUACCAAUUCUGUUUGAUUUGGUUCUGCCCCGAAUCACCCCGUUGGUUGAUAUCGAAUGGACACCUUCAAGAAGCCCGUGAUAUUCUCGUGAAGUAUCAUGGAGAAUGCGACACCAACUCUGCACUAGUCAAUCUUGAGAUUGUCGAGAUCCAAACAGCCAUCUCAAAGGAGGCUGAGGAAAACAUGUCUUGGAAGGACUUCUUUUCCUCUCGGGCGAACCUCAAGCGUCUCUUCCUGUGCUUCUGUACAGCCCUCUUCAGUCAAAGCUCUGGCAAUCUACUUGUAUCGAACUACCUGACGCAGAUCUUGAAGAGCACAAGCUUGAAAACAGAGUAUGAGAUCACCCUGGUGAACGGCAUGGUCACAUUAUGGCAAUAUAUUGUUGCCAUUUUUGUUGCACUGAUUAUUGAUCGAUUCCGGCGCCGUGUCUUCUUCCUCACUGGAUCUGGCGGUGUCUUGGUUACUUUUAUUGUGUGGACAAUCGCCGCCCAACGGUAUCUCGAGCACGACUCUAUUAUUGCAGGUCGUGUCGUGAUUGCAUGCAUCUUUUUCUUCACGACAUUCUACACAUUUGCCUGGACCAACCUCAUUGUGACUUACCCGCUUGAGAUUGUCACUCUGCGGAUGCGCGCUAAGACCUGGGCCUUUGUUCUGCUGACAAUCCAAGUAGCAUCUAUCUUUGGUGGUUACGUCAACCCUAUUGGAUUGGACAGCAUUGGGUGGAAGUUCUACAUUUACUACUGCAUCUGGGUUCUUAUUGUCUUCCUCACGGUCUACUCCUUCUUUGUUGAGACAGCCGGUCCUUCACUUGAAGAACUUGCAUACUUGUUUGAUGGCGAUGAUAUGAAACAAAAGUUGGCUGAGACUAUUGAAGAAAAGAAGGAGCAAGUCCAACUUGCUGAGUAUGUCGAAGUCGAAGGUAAAUCUGCAUGA